This is a messenger RNA of Manis javanica (Malayan pangolin), 4486 nucleotides long. It is a transcript of the gene RGMB, whose product is annotated as repulsive guidance molecule BMP co-receptor b. Gene Ontology annotation, biological process: BMP signaling pathway. Gene Ontology annotation, cellular component: plasma membrane. Gene Ontology annotation, molecular function: coreceptor activity. NCBI's taxonomy places the organism in Eukaryota, Metazoa, Chordata, Mammalia, Pholidota, Manidae. The record is from RefSeq and is a predicted model, not a curated record.
ACAGCUAGAGGAAGUGGUGGCAAGGGGGACGGGGUCCGCAUCUGCGCCCAUGCAGAGGCGCGUAGUGGGAACAGCAUUCAGGCGGCCACUGCCGCCCUGCCCCGGCGACGGCUGGCAGUCACCAACGGGGAACCGUGGCAGAAAGAUUGCGCUGGUGGAAGGGCGAAGCCCCUGGCCGAACGCUCGCUCAGCUGUCGGGGAACGAGGGGAGCGGUCCCGGGUUAUCGCGGCUCCCACCUGGGGGAGAGAGGCGGGGGCCGUGCUGCCUUCCCUCCGCGCUCCAGCCGCGUGGCUUGAGGCUUAUUUUCCCAGCUGGGAAGCGUCGCGCAGCAGACAAGGGAAUGCCUGUGGUCCUGCGUGUUCCGGAGCUCGGGGGCCCCCUGAUCCCGCCAAGCCCCCUCCAGGAGCAGAAGGGUUAAGAAUGAUGAGGAAGAAGAGGAAGCGAGGCGCGUCCCCCGGCCCAUGCCGCAGCCACGGCCCCGAAUCCCCCACGGCGCCCACGCCGCCGCCCUCGCCGGAGCCCACGAGACCUGCAUGGACGGGCAUGGGCUUGAGAGCAGCACCUUCCUGCUCCGCCGCCGCCGCCGUCGCCGCCGCCGGGACUGAGCAGCGCCUCCGUCCCCGGCCCUGCCCGCCGCCCCUGGCGGCGCUGCUGCUGCUGCUGCUCGGCCUCGGGCUGCUCCAUGCAGGUGACUGCCAACAGCCAGCCCAAUGUCGAAUCCAGAAAUGUACCACAGACUUUGUGUCCCUGACUUCACACCUGAACUCUGCCAUUGAUGGCUUUGACUCUGAGUUUUGCAAGGCCCUGCGUGCCUAUGCCGGCUGUACCCAGCGAACUUCAAAAGCCUGCCGUGGUAACCUGGUGUACCAUUCUGCUGUGCUGGGCAUCAGUGACCUCAUGAGCCAGAGGAACUGUUCCAAGGAUGGGCCUACAUCUUCUACCAACCCUGAAGUGACGCAUGACCCCUGUAACUAUCACAGCCACACAGGAGCCAGAGAGCCCAGGGGAGAGAGCCAGAACCCUCCCAGCUACCUUUUUUGUGGCUUGUUCGGCGAUCCUCACCUUAGAACUUUCAAGGAUCACUUCCAGACAUGCAAAGUGGAAGGGGCCUGGCCACUCAUAGAUAAUAAUUAUCUUUCGGUUCAAGUGACAAAUGUACCGGUGGUCCCAGGAUCCAGGGCUACUGCUACAAAUAAGAUCACUAUCAUCUUCAAAGCCCACCGCGAGUGUACAGAUCAGAAAGUAUACCAAGCUGUGACCGAUGACCUGCCAGCUGCCUUUGUGGAUGGCAGCACGAGCAGUGGGGACGGUGACACCAAGAGCCUGCGCAUCGUGGAGAGGGAGAGUGGCCACUCCGUGGAGAUGCACGCCCGCUACAUAGGGACCACCGUGUUUGUGCGGCAGCUGGGGCGCUACCUGACCCUCGCCGUCCGCAUGCCUGAAGAUCUGGCCAUGUCCUACGAGGAGAGCCAGGACCUGCAGCUGUGUGUGAACGGCUGCCCCCUGAGUGAGCGCAUCGACGAUGGGCAGGGCCAGGUGUCUGCCAUCCUGGGGCACACGCUGCCUCAUCCCUCCUUGGCCCAGGCCUGGCCUGGCUACACACUGGAGACUGCCAACGCUCAGUGCCAUGAGAAGAUGCCCGUGAAGGACAUCUAUUUCCAGUCCUGUGUUUUCGACCUGCUCACCACCGGUGAUGCCAACUUCACCGCUGCGGCCCACAGUGCCUUGGAGGACGUGGAGGCGCUGCACCCAAGGCGAGAGCGCUGGCACAUCUUCCCCCGCAGCGGCCCCGGGGCACCCCGCGGGGGCAGCCUGCCGGCUCUCAGCCUGGGACUCGCGUGCUUGGUCCUUACUGUGUUUUUGUAGGGUUGUCUUUUGUUUUUUAUUUUUUUGCCUAACAAAAUUUUUAAAUAUAUAUUGUCAUAAUAUAUUGAGUAAAAGAGUAUAUAUGUAUAUACCAUGUAUAUGACAGGAUGUUUGUCAUGGGACACGACCUGAUUGUACAUAUUGUGUUUGUGUUCACAUAUGUUGGCUGUAGUGUUCUUUGAUUGUAUCGGUUUUGUUUUGCAGUUUUGUGAAAUGUUUUAUAAUGUCCCUGCUGGGGGACCUGUUAGAAAGCACUUUAUUUUUUAUAUAUUAAAUAUUUAUGUGUGUACCUGGGUAGUAUGUAUAGUACAUAUACACGGACACCACACAGUGUCCCCUUGAGGAGGAUCAGUGACGUUUGUGGCUGUUCUCUCCUGCCUGACCCCGUUGCUACUGAUCUGCCGCACGUGCGGCGUCCCCGGGGCAGCCGGCUCGCCCCUCCAAACUAGGUCCGCACCUGCUGGCCUCCCUCCUUGGGCAAGGACCGCGCACGCCCCCUUCCCGGCGCCGUGGGCUCUGACCUCUGGGAAGCCCUCUCUGCUCCUUCAUAGCUGUCACUUCUUCUUCAGAGGUGAGGAGAGAUCUAUCACAGUCCCAACUGGUCGUUCCAUCUGCGCGCUUGCGGGCUGGUACAGCAGAAGGGCUGUGGGGACAGUGUCUUAGGCGUUUUGGUGAACCCAAGAGCUUUCAGAUGUUCUUAUCCCACGUCCCUGUUUGAACUGUAGUUUUUCCUUCUUUAAAUUAUAGUCUGCAUUAAACAAACACCACAAAAACAAAUUUAGUGAUCAUUUGUGCAAAUGCACGUUCUUAGUCUUCCCAUCCUGGGCUGCUGGGGCCCAGAGACACACGGCUCCCUGUCCCAAUGUCUGCCUUCCCCUUACCUUGUGAGCCCAGGUACUAGGGGCUGUUGGCUUCUUUAAUAUCAAGGCCCAGAUCCCAACGCAAACUUUUCUGCUCCUCCUCGCCCAGCACCAUGGUCUCGGCCACAGUCUGACAGGCCCAUCUUCCACCAACAUGCAUGAUGGAACAGAUGAGGGCAUCAAGGGUAGAAAAAGCCUCGUUGCCCUGACUCCCUGUGUGGCUAACUGGCUGCUGGUUAAUCCAGACAUUGCCAUUAAGCAGUGUUGCUCCCCAAGUGGUCCCCUAAUCAGAUAAAACUCAGCUACCGAUUCUAAGGGGAGACUAUUUAGUCAGUUGCUUACGUAACUGGGUGAAAUUCCUAUGAAGUAAAACAUCUCCUUGCCUCUUCCAUUCAUUCCAUUGUUAACAGAAGGAAAAUGCACGAACAAAGGAGAAAACAAUAGCUGGGGAAGUGAAUUCCAGGAUAGGUAGCUUUAUAUUGUUACAUCUAAAAUGUAAAUGUUUGGGUCCAAGAAUAAGUGAUACAGUUUGUGCUUUACCUUAAUUAAGUUCGUGCAAGAAAAGUUACAGGACUUCAAGUGCCACGGUAAUGUGGGUCGAGACUGGACCUAGUGUGAGUUGGCCAGGUGGCUUCCUCCUCUUGCCGUAUCCCGCUGAUGAGUUGUACUGCCAAAGGCCCGGACUGGCAGGAAAAAGAGGAUGUCAUUUCAUGAAGUUCUUCAUGAACUAGUUCAUCCCAUCACAGGAGGGAACUGUGGUUUCAUCUCGAGGUGGCAAAGCACCUCUCUACCAUCUGGUACAGGAGAGACUAAUAAUGGCCAUUCUGGGAAAUCAUGAAGGUAUCCUGCUUUUCUUGAUAAGGAUGCAAUGCAUUUGAAACCUAAGCCUGUUACCCUCUCAUAAAAACUAGACUGGGACCCACCACCACCAGCUCUGAACUGUGGCUGCUUUUGUCCACCUAUGGAGCCACGUGCCAGGUUCAGAAGCUGUAGUUAGCUAAGUCAUUUUGUUAUGUAAUUGAGUAGAACAAAGGACAAAUAUUUAGGGUACUUCUAACCACUACUUUUGUGCAAAUAGUAUAAAAGUGAAAUAACAAUAGAUGUAUCUUGAUUUAGAUUGUAUUAUGAUUAAUAUACCUUUGUCCUUUUCAGGGAGAGCAGAACAACCACCGCUACUAAUAGAAAUUGCGUUGUUUGGCCCUGUCAUUUAGCUGGAAAGGAUGCUUGAAAGCGUCCUACGUCACUAGAACUCAUGGCAGUGUAUUGAGCUAGUCUCUGUUUAUAGCCAGUGUUCCUGUACAACCUUUAGAGUGCCCACAGAUAACUUUCAGAAACACAGGUACUUCUCUAAAGGGCCAGGGUUAUUUUCUCCUGCUUUCUAGGAUUUCUAGACAAAGUGCUAGUUGGACAUGUUUGUGAAAAUCCUCCUUAACAAGAAGAGUUACAGGGUUUCAUGACAACACAUGGAAGCUGCAGCUGUUCACAGGUUUCCUGGAGGAGCUUUCAACUUGGGGGAAAACACUGGUUUUCACAGAUGCGCCACAUGGCUGUCUUUAAGACUCAAAACAUUUUUUUGUUCUUUGUUAUGCUUGGAAACCUCCAUGGUGUGUCGAGUCUUUGCAAAGAAACCUUUAGAUGUGGUUCAUAGGUGUAUGAGUAAGUAUCUGUGUAAAACAGUGAGUGCGCAGUGUGUAAAUACUUUAAAUUAUUAUGCUAGAAAAAUAAAGUUGCAUACCAUGCUGUGGAAUGUUUGUGCAUG